AUGAGUUUAGAUUUUGUUGUUGCCCACACCCCCAUCAACGUUGCCCAUCCCUGUAACUCAGUCACAUUCACGGUCUUCUUGCUGUCACUCAAAAUGAUCAGACUAGUGGUUGAAGAGGGACUCAAUCAUCUGCCAUACAGCGAGUGUACAGUGACCACUCCCACAGGGCAUAAGUAUGAUGGCGUGAAGUUUGAGAAAGGCAACUGCGGUGUCAGCAUUAUGAGAAGCGGCGAGGCCAUGGAGCAGGGACUCAGAGACUGCUGCAGGUCCAUCCAUAUCGGUAAGAUCCUCAUCCAGAGUGACAAGGACACCCAGAAGAUCAAAGUUUACAACGCCAAGUUCCCCCUAGAUAUCAACAGAAGGAAAGUCCUUCUAAUGUAUCCCAUUCUCACUACAUUGAUUGAGGCUGUAAGAGUUCUGACUGAACAUGGUCUCCGGGCCAAACUCCACCCCUCACCUAUAUAA
Molecule: messenger RNA, 465 nt
Organism: Oncorhynchus gorbuscha (pink salmon)
Lineage: Eukaryota; Metazoa; Chordata; Actinopteri; Salmoniformes; Salmonidae
Product: uracil phosphoribosyltransferase homolog
Exons: 6
Coding region: 1-465 (154 amino acids)
Source: RefSeq, a predicted model, not a curated record